AUGUCGGUCAUGCCUUGUGAUCAAGAAUCGUCCUCUUUUUAUAGCACCGAAGUAGAUCGCAACCUCCUCCGCGUAUCUCGUCCACGUGCAACUACCGAUCCCGCUAUUUCCGGAUCUGAACAGUCGAAGCGAGAUUCUCGUUUGACUCGUUCAAACUCAGCUUGUGGACUCGACUCCGUCGAGCUAGAGCUCGACUUCGUCUUCACAAGUAGCUCGGACAGUAAACAGCUGGAUUUUGGACAAGGAUACUUGGUGGGCUCGAGGUCACUUUACUGGGCCUGA
Messenger RNA from Microthlaspi erraticum, 282 nucleotides. NCBI's taxonomy places the organism in Eukaryota, Viridiplantae, Streptophyta, Magnoliopsida, Brassicales, Brassicaceae. The record is from the annotation of a GenBank genome assembly.